AUGUCCCUCCCUCAGCGGGGCGUAUACUUGCCUCCAAUACUCGAGCCAAAUGGCAGGUGGGAGGGUAGUGUUGCUGGUCUCGGUGAUGACUCGCUAACAUUUGCAUUGAUAAUCCAAUGCCGCACUUUUCGAUUCCCCUGCUACUGCACUCGACCCAGUAGAUUGUGUCUGCCCCACCCGCAAGGAAGUAGACGCCCUCGCCGCCGAAAUCGCGGAUACCAAUCCAUGAAUCUUGUCCAACCCACGCCCCUCGACCACUCAGCUCCUCCGUAUCGCACGAGAGUGCCCCCCCCACCCACUGGCACCCCAGCGGAUGUCCCGAGGCGACCUCAACUCGCCCUCGACCAUGCCCCCACCCACGCAAACAAGCGAUCCCUUCCGUGCCCGCUCGCCGCCGCUCCAGACGCCAUCCUGCGGCCGACACCCCCUCUGGCCGAGCGACGCCAACGGGGCCCCAUUCUUUGA
Puccinia triticina is the source of this 465-nucleotide messenger RNA. RefSeq lists its product as uncharacterized. Bases 1 to 465 code for a protein of 154 amino acids. The transcript has a single exon. Lineage: Eukaryota; Fungi; Basidiomycota; Pucciniomycetes; Pucciniales; Pucciniaceae. The record is from RefSeq and is a predicted model, not a curated record.